This is a messenger RNA of Hypoxylon trugodes, 1749 nucleotides long. RefSeq names its product heterokaryon incompatibility protein-domain-containing protein. Bases 1 to 1749 code for a protein of 582 amino acids. The record is from RefSeq and is a predicted model, not a curated record. NCBI's taxonomy places the organism in Eukaryota, Fungi, Ascomycota, Sordariomycetes, Xylariales, Hypoxylaceae. The transcript is spliced from 2 exons.
AUGCGACUUUUAAACACGAAAACACUAGUAAUCGAGGAGUUUUAUGGCGAUGUCCCACCUUAUGCAAUAUUAUCACAUACGUGGGGCGACGGGGAGGCCUCAUAUGUUGACUUCGUCGAGGGUAGAGCCUCUUCCCUUGAGGGCUACCAAAAGAUUCUAGGAUGUUGCGACCAAGCCAUGCGUGAUGGUCUAGAAUAUGUGUGGAUAGAUACUUGUUGUAUUGAGAAGCAAAGCUCUGCUGAGCUCUCGGCAGCUAUUAAUUCCAUGUUUAAUUGGUACCGGUGUUCAGUGGUUUGCUACGCUUAUCUAGAGGAUGUCCAAAGUACGCAUAUGGAGUAUUAUUCGAGUUUCAAGGCGAGCCGUUGGUUUACUAGGGGCUGGACUCUUCAAGAGCUUUUAGCCCCAUUCACCGUAGUCUUUUUCUCAUCCGACUGGGAGAAUAUUGGAACCCGAGAUAGUUUGCAAGAAAUCAUUGCCGAAAUAACCAACAUCAAUCGAGAGUUCUUUGAGACCGGUAAUUUGGCCGAUUUCAGUAUCGCCCAAAAGAUGUCUUGGGCGUCGCUCAGGCAAACAACGCGAGUCGAGGAUCAAGCCUAUUGCCUGCUCGGGCUGUUCGGAGUUAGCAUGCCCUUGAUAUACGGCGAAGGCGAACGAGCCUUUAUACGACUCCAAGAAGCAAUUAUCAAAGAAUCCGAUGACCAUUCGAUUUUCGCUUGGACUAAUGCGACACCAAGGUAUCCCGAUACUAAAAUAGUGCGUGGUGGUCUCUUGGCUCCUUCUCCCGCUCCAUUCGCGAACUCUAGAAGUAUUGUAAGGACCCAAGUUGACGAAGGCAUAUCACCAUACACGAUCACAAAUGCUGGCCUCCAAAUUUCUCUACCGGUGGUUAACUUUUCGUCAAGUACUGAAAUACCAGUCACUCGCUCGCGAGGGAGUAAAGGAUCGGUUUCUUUUAUCAUAAAUGUGCCACGCGGUCAGAGUAUUGCCUUCUUGAACUGCCAUCAUAAGGGAGAUCAUGCUUUUCGGAUCGCGAUCUUUCUGGAACGGCCGCAGGUCCAACUAAAGCUCGAGCGGCCAUACCAACGAGUCAGGUGCAACUUCGGAAUUCUUUCGAUAGAAUGGAUAAAAGUAUUCCGUGUGCUACGACAGCAGUCGCUUCUAAUAGAAACUCACAAUUUAUCAGAUGCAGCUCUCACGCGGCCCAAUAAACGUGAAAAACUCGUCAUUAUCGAGCUACCGAAGUCCCCUAUAUUCAAUUUCAAACUCAAGAGAAACGGAUCCGGACCUUUAUGGAGAUGUCAAGGUACAUGGACCUUAACGCUAGCUAUUCCGUGGAGGCGAGAAGGGUUCAGUACGACGUUCCCGAUUUUAUUCGAACAUCCCCAAGGAGGGGCAUUCAUCAUUCUGGUGGUUAUCCGGAGCGGGGACGGUGUCGUCCCUUGUACUGCUCACCUUAUUCAAAACUUCAGAAUGCCUCACGAUGGAGAGGAUACGUCUUGGUACGAUAGCGGUAAUGGAAUUUUGGAGUGCUAUCAGGAGUCGCCGGACGGGCGUCUCCAAUUGAGCCUCGACGUAAGAGAAGCUGCGCAUGCGUCAAUCAUUAAGUUAAACGCCUGUGCCGACUCUAAUGGCAUGGAAAUAAUUAAGAGCGGCAUUGUAUCCCGUCCAGGCGUUCGUAAGGCGCUCCCUGCCCCUCCCGGGUCUUAUUAUCCGACAGAUUCUCUCUAUGGUGGCUUCGGGGUGAAAUGA